UUGGGGAGCCUUUACAUCCUUCGUAAAAGCUUUUGAUAGUCAUUCAAUUAUAAAACUCUCCUGACUAGAACCAUUAGAUUUUUUUUGCAGUUGCAAUACAUGCAAUGAAAACUUUUAAUUUCUACAAGAAAAAACUCAUAAUUGAAAAGCAAAAAAGUGAUGUAUUUUUGUUCUGAUAAAUUGAUCAAACUUCAGCGACACUGAGCGACUUAAUAUUGAAUCAUAAACCGCAUAUCUAUGAUAAUUCUUUCAGUUAUACACACAACGGUUUCGCAACUUCAGUGAAAUGAUUACCCAUAACUAGUAUACCACUAGCAUAGCAUAACAUGACUUUAUCUAACAAUACCUUGUUUGAUCAAAUUAACAACGGGGGAGGGGAGAUAGAGAUGGGGAGCGUUUACCCCCCUGGAGAUUUAGAAGAAGGAUACCCGUCGAGUGUGUUUAAAAUGACCCCCACUGGGCUUCUGUUUUGUAUGGUACUGUGUCUCAUCAUUUUCAUCUCAAUAUCAGGUAACAGCCUUGUACUGUUUGUGCUGAAGAAGAGGCCGCAGCUGCAGAACACGACUGGCUGGUUCGUGGCCAAUCUGGCCAUAGCAGACCUCGGUGGAUCCCUGAUCAACAUGCCAGUCAGUGCAGUGUGUGCCCUCGCUGACUCUUUCCCCUUUCCAAACUUCCUCUGCCUCGCAACUGGAUUCACUAAUUCGGUUUUCUGUGGAGCAAGUAUUGUGCUUUUGGCACUCGUUUCAAUAGACAGAUACGUGGCCAUUUCGAAACCCUUUGAGUAUCCGACUUUGAUGACGACGAAUAGAAUAGCGAUGAUCACGAUUGGCGGCUGGAUCUACGCUUUCGCCAUUGCACUUCCGCCCUUCUUUGGAAUCGGCCAAUACCACUACCUGCAUUCGAAUGCGGCAUGUACCCUCAACUGGCAGUCUGACAUCCUCUCAUCCCUUUUUGCCACUGGGGCUAUCUUCGGGGUACCCCUGGCUGUCUUACUCUUCUCCUACUCACACAUAUUCAGAGAGGCCAACAAACACAUCAAGGCUAUCAAAGAGCUGCACGCCUGUCUUCCAGUCUCAGCGGGUGGCGCCAUCACUGCAGACGGCAGGAGUGCAGGGUGCAAUCAGCAUCAGAAGAAGUUCACAGACAGUAAGCCAGUGAAGACUCUUCUGGUGGUGUUGGGAGUGUUCAUUUUAUGCUGGGUGCCCUUCUUCUCCCUCAAUAUGGUAGCCGUCAUCGGACACUUUGACAUUCCAGAUCCUGUGGUGACGACUUCAGUAUGGAUAGCGUACAGCAACUCUGCCUGCAACCCUUUCAUCUACGGACUCAUGAACAGAAAGUACCGAGAGGCGUUCUUCCAAAUAAUCA
Symsagittifera roscoffensis is the source of this 1365-nucleotide messenger RNA. RefSeq names its product octopamine receptor 1-like. Gene Ontology annotation, cellular component: membrane. The record is from RefSeq and is a predicted model, not a curated record. Gene Ontology annotation, biological process: G protein-coupled receptor signaling pathway. Gene Ontology annotation, molecular function: G protein-coupled receptor activity. Lineage: Eukaryota; Metazoa; Xenacoelomorpha; Acoela; Convolutidae.